Molecule: messenger RNA, 3721 nt
Organism: Grammomys surdaster
Lineage: Eukaryota; Metazoa; Chordata; Mammalia; Rodentia; Muridae
Gene: Ccdc51
Product: coiled-coil domain containing 51
Exons: 4
Coding region: 2260-3492 (410 amino acids)
Source: RefSeq, a predicted model, not a curated record
UGACUCCAAGGGCUCCCUAGUUUCUCCCUCUGCCAGCGUCAUUCUUCCCUCGCUGGCAGGCUGAAGGGCCUGCGACAGGCCUGUGUAUGGAUGUCAUUCGCAGUGAGAGACAGGCCAGUGGAUGGUGGGGUGGCAGGGAGGAGCUGAGGGAGUAGGUGAGGGCAACAAGCUGGGAGUCCCUGACACUUCCCUGUGAUGUCCCUGCUGUCACCAAGUGCAUGUUCCUGCUAGGCAGUUUUAUCUGAUGCAGAAGGCAGGAAAGCUGGCAAAUAAGGGGGUGGUCAAGGAAGGCCUUAUUGAAAGGGGACAUCUGAGCAGACAUAGACAGGUCACAGACUUGAGGUGGCAGGGCACAGAAUUGUACAGAUCAUGCUUAGAGUGUCGGGGUGGUUGGAACAGAGUAUGGCUAUGGGAAAGGGGAGGUGAGUGCUGGAAGUACCUGACCUUUCUGGUUUCUGCCGGAUCUCUAUUCCAGGUGAGUCAGGAACUAUAGGCUAUGCUCUUACUCCUGUGUUAACCUGCCCUCGGGCUGCUCUGUGGGAAACACACUAGGGCUCUGCCAGGUGUAGGUAAUGUUCCAGGGAACCAAGAGCAGGCAGCUGGUGGGGACAAGCCAGGAACUGGGCUGAGAAGGCUGGAGGAAGUUGAGAGGAAGCAGUAACUUCUGGAAGAGAUGGAGCUCUGCAAGCUGUGGAGAAAUGGGAGGUGGCUGGGUCACAGGAAUUCCGGGGAUCAAAAGAGAGGGAAGCAGCUGGGGCUGCAGUGGUACAGAGCUUGCUUGGCAUGUGUGAGGCUCUGCUAGGUUCCAUCCCUAACAUCUGUCUCUUGGGAGGGAGACAGAGGGAGGUGUGGGGCAGUGGUAAACGGCCAGCUCAUUUCUGCCAAGUAUCUCUGGAAGGAGAGUGGGUAUCCUGCUUGGCCUUGGAAGGCAUACUUGCAGAGCUGUCGAGGGACUGUAGAAACGUGUUCUGUGGGCCCUGGUGUUGGGACUUGGGUGUGAAUGGUGUAUGCUGUCUUAUGGAUGGUCCUCAGCUUUAGGAAUGGGACUUGAGUUCGAGUGGAGCACCAGCUUGGAACCAGUGUCCCCAAGAUCCCCUCUGCUACAGCGCUCAGCUUGAGCCUGCUUUGACCAGAAGGCAUGUCCCUGUCUAUCCAGCUUUGUUUUCCACGAGCAAGAGAGUUGCACUGACGAGGAGGAGCCUGGGAUGCUUGGAGUAAAUCUGCCGGAGGAAGCCCUCUCACACCAGCGUCUGUUUAAUCAGAUCUCAUAUGAUCCAGUUAAUCUGUAUACCACCUGUGAGAAGUCUCAUGCCCUGAAACUAAGGAAAAAAAUUCCAACAAUAGUUUAAGGAAGCCCUUUUGUGUUCUCCAGGCCCUUCCUUUCUUUCCCAGCUCCUGUUGCUUUCUCUUGUUGGCCACCAGGUGUCGCUCUGAUCAGUGCUCGGGCUUAACGCUGUGUGAUCAGAGAAAGCUGCCAGGUUUUUCUGGGGUUCUGGGUAACUUGGCCCUUCCCUCAGGAUUCUGAGCCCCUUCUGUUCUUGGGCCGGGCAGUGCCUGGCUCCGGGUACUUCUUGUCCUGUGCAGGUCAGAGGAAGUAGGUUAUUGUUAAGCAGGGCUGAAAGGGAGCGGAGGAGCUGGACCUGCUGAGCAGAGGCUGGGGCAGAGGUGGGAAAUGUGAGACAGGGGCUGGGGAGCCUGGAAAGUCAGGUAGGAGAGCAGAAGGAGUGUGUGCUCUGAACCUAGGAAAAGCUUUGCAGCAUGGAAAACGGGCUUUUUACCUCCCCUGGAAUUGUCCUUUCGAAGAAGUGGCAGCCUCAGGGAGCCCAGAAGUUAGGUGCGAGGAUCUUUUAUAGGAAUGACUCUGGAAGUUAGUUAUCUUUCCCUCAUUCAUCCUUAGUUCCCGCAUUUCCAAGGAGUCGUGUGUGUGUGUGUGUGUGUGUGUGUGUGUGUGUGUGUUUGCAGUAAUGGGGAUUGAACCUAUGACCAUAGACAUGCUGGGAAGUGCUCUGACAGUGAGCUACACUCCCAGGCCCUUGAGAGUGUUUUUACUUCUUGUUGUUGUCGUAGUUAUUCUGUUGUUGUUGUUUAAGACAAGAUCUCACUUUAUAGCAUGACUAGCCUGCAACUUGCUGUAUAGACUGCUCUUCUUGAUGAUCCUCCUGCAUCAGCCUCCCACGUGGCAGAAACUACAAACCUGUAGCACCAGCCCACGGGGCCUCUGUGAAUCUUUUUGUCUUCGUGGACAACUCAGCUCUUGAGAUGAUGGGGUGCAGCCCUGUGUUUGCAAUGCAACAUGUGGCGGGUGUACCCCAUAUACUGGUGCGGAGAACCUUCCUUGGGACGGACCUCCUCAUGACAAGGACUCUGUGCAGUCCAGGUCCCAGCCAGCCUAGAGAGAAGCAACCAGAAGCUACAGCCUUAGGGCUGUAUCACCGCCUCCCAGCAUUGGGAAGAACACUGGGCCACACUGUUCGGCAUCAAGCAGCCUCUACUGCCAAGGCUUGGUGGGACAGAUACGAAGAGUUUGUGGGACUCAAUGAAGUUCGAGAGGCCCAGGGGAAUGUGACCGAGGCGGAGAAAGUGUUCAUGGUGGCUCGUGGUCUUGUUCGAGAAGCUCGCGAGGAUUUAGAAGCUCAGCAGACUAAGCUGAAGGAGGUGAGGGACCGCUUGGACCGAGUCUCCAGGGAGGACAACCAGUACCUGGAGCUGGCUACUUUGGAACACAGGAUGCUACAGGAAGAGAAGAGGCUUCGAAUAGCAUAUCUGCGUGCUGAAGACUCAGAGCGAGAGAAGUUCUCUCUCUUCUCUGCAGCAGUGCGGGAGAGUCAUGAGAAAGAGCGUACAAGGGCUGAGAGGACCAAGAACUGGUCCCUUAUUGGGUCAGUUCUAGGAGCUCUGAUAGGCGUGGCUGGGUCCACCUAUGUUAACCGUGUCCGGCUACAAGAACUGAAGGCCUUACUCCUAGAAGCACAGAAAGGGCCUGUGAGUCUCCAGGAGGCCAUCCGUGAACAGGCUUCUAGCUAUUCCCUCCAACAGAAAGACCUCAAGGACCUUAUGAUGGAUCUGAGGGGCCUGGUGCACGUUGGGCAGGGCCAGGGCUCCGGAUCACCAACAGGUCCUUCUUCUACCCAAGGAAAAGACAUAGAUGGCCUUUCAGCCGCCAUGAAAGAGCAGCUCAGUCAUUCCCGGCAGGUCUAUUCCUGUCUAGAGGGUUUACGAGAGCAGCUUGACGGCCUGGACAAGACUUGCAGCCAAAUGGCUAGGGUGGUUCAGCUUGCAAAGGCUCCGGCACAUCCAAGCAUGGUGGAGCCAGUGGAUGGGGCCCUGCCCAGCUCCUUGCUGGAACACGGGAGUGUGAUCUUGGCCCUGUCAGAGAUGGAGCAGAGGCUGGAAGCCCAGGCUAACAGGAAUGCUAUCUCUAGCACGCUGGUCACCUGUGUGACUUUUAUGGCCACAUUGCCUCUGCUCUACAUGCUGUUCAAGACAAGUUAGCCCUGGGGUCCUUCUUCAAAGGGGCCUAAGGGUGAAUGUAGCUUUUGUUGGUGAUAUAAUGAAUCUUGAGGUACACACAACCUGAACCUGACUCUGAAUACCAUCUGAGGGGUUCACCAACAGGUUUAUUUUAUUUUUUAGGUAAUACCUAUUGACAUUUAUCAAAACUUUGUGCAAAUGUCCAAUUAAAAUAUCUAAGAAUUUGUAUUAUUUAAAAUACCUUUACAUA